Molecule: messenger RNA, 3388 nt
Organism: Acanthaster planci (crown-of-thorns starfish)
Lineage: Eukaryota; Metazoa; Echinodermata; Asteroidea; Valvatida; Acanthasteridae
Product: neuroendocrine protein 7B2-like
Source: RefSeq, a predicted model, not a curated record
UCGCCAACGUUUCUCUCUGCCUUGGUGGGCACGUCACCGCUGAAUAUCAUUAUCAUCUGUGCCGAAUUUUCCAGUAUUGCAAAGUGGCCUAUAUUUUGAGUUGACACAUUAUCCGAGACAAAGCGGAAACAAAAACAAACGAAGUACAUCUGGAAGCAGUGAUUAAGAUGAAUUUCCCGCUUCUGGUCCUGAGCAGCGCCCUCUUUCUGGUGUGCAGUGCCUACCCGUUCAGCUCCUCUGACCGGCUGGCCCUGCGUAGCUAUCUGAGAGAUGCGUUGCUAGGUGACAUAGGAGACGCCAUGGUGGGGCCCGCUACCAGGGAGGAGAGUGCCGCCAAUAAUAAGCUCAUCGUUCCGCCGAAUACUUUUGUUUCUGGUGGAGCAGGUGAAGGAAAGCAACACCUUGGAUCACUGGGCAAAAUCCCAAACAAGCAGGUGGCUAUACCCGAGAUUCACUCUGGCUACUCCACCCCGCCCAACCCCUGCCCCAAGACGAUGGAUGAAGCAGGCAAGGACAGCGUGAAGUCUUUAAUGCAUCCGAGGCUCACGUGUUUCUGCGAGCCGGGAUGGCAAGACGAUCAACUUGAAAGCCUAGACUGUACCGAAUCUGACAAAUGCUGCCUGGCUACCAUGUCCAACACGGCCGCCUUUGUUAGUCAGUACCAGGAGACCGGGGAGGCAGAGGAACAGCAGUACAUGCCGUUCAAACGGAAUCAGUAUAUUCAGGGUGAAAAGAGAGGUCAACUUGUAGCCAAGAAGUCACCUGAGAUCAUAUCCAAACGAAGCCCUGGGUUAAGACGACCUGCCACAAAGCGAUUCAAUCCCUACCUUGACGACCAACCUCGCAUCCAAGGCGUCGUUGCUAAGAAGUCACCUGGUCUCUCCAGUUUUCCAGCCAUGUAGGAGGUUUGGCUCUCGUGUCAGAGGUCACGGUUGAUAUCAUAGCAUGUGGAUAUAAAUGUCGUGUUUAUCAUCAGAGUGUUUUGAUAUUAGCGGGCAAUCUCUUCAAGAGAUUCUCUUGCAGUUCAGGUUCAUUAUGUUGAGUAUAAAAAGCAAGAAACGACAUUAAUAUUCACAUGAAUACGAAGAAGUAAAAGUGGUGAAUACUGUGCAGUGAAGACGAUCUUCUAGGGUGAAUUACAGGUAAAAUGAUGUGUAGGUUAAUCAUUUUGUUCAAAUACGUGCGUGUUUAUUUGGUAAAAACUUACCCUCUGCAACAGGUUUUUGGAAAUGUUGGAAAAUAUGCCUCCUCCUCGAAUAACCUGAUAUUUCUAGAGAUAAUACGAAAAUGGAUGGUUGAGCCAGAAACAAUAGGUCAAGAGGCCACUUUACUCAAUUUCUACAGCGGGUCACGGACAUGUCAAACACUGUCUGAGUUAUUGUUUCAUUUAUCUUCAGCUUUUCAACUCAUGAAUAAAUGAAAUAUAGCCUAAGGUUUAUCACACUGGUUCUCUCACUGAAAAUAAAUGCAUUUUUGUGACAAAAUCAAUGUUUCUUAUAAGAACUACAAUCCCUGUACUGUUCUAACAAGAAAGCAUGCAGUCCAAUCAAAACGUUUAAUUUUGUUCUUUGAAAAUGUCGCCAUGAUAGAUUGUGAAAAGGAGUGGUAGAAUGCAACAAGCUUUCAUUUCCCAACUUUAGUGACACGGUGGACGGCUAUUAUCAAGAGAAAAAUUACCAACAAAAUUUGUGUUUGAUUAAAAGGGCAAUCAAGCCAGCUUGAAUCAUUAUAAUCAACAUAAAAAGCUACCGUCUCCGAGGUGAUAAAUACAUGCUCUUUUUCUCUUCACGUUUAAGCUAUUCUGAGGAAAGCAAUGCAUAUUCUUUCAAAUGCACGAAUGUUGAUCCAUAGAAAAAUCAUACGCAGCUUAAAGCAUCUACAGAUAUACUUGUAAAAUGUGUCUGCCUUGCUCUGAUCGGUGUAUAUGUCGUUAAUUGACUUUGUCUUUUGGUUUAAAAUUGCUAAUUGAAAUUGUCGCUAAUUAUUUAAUACCUGUCGAUUUGUUGGAGCACAAAAGCGUUAUCAUCUGAUCUAAGUAAAACACAAAUAUCUGCAAAGGUUUGCAUGUAUAAUACACAGUAUUUAUUCAGAUCAAUUCAUGCAUUUGUUCUUAGCGUCACACUUUAACGGUGAAAAAGAUAUACAGAUGACCGCCAUGUAAUGUUACGGAGGAUUAGACAAGACAUUAUUGAUAGUAUUAUUUAGCGAAAAUGCAUCGUUGUCACUUUGUAGAUGAUUGCUAUGCGGCCUUCAAUGCCUUUGAAUAGUAGUUGAACUGGAAAAGUCCUUGCAAAUAUGGACCCUGGGUACUCUGAUCUUCGCUCUUCACAAAGUAUAGAGACACUUUUGGCAAGACCCAACAUUGUGUUUAAUUCGUACAUAGAGGAACUAAAAAAUAUAAGCCUUUUAACAAUAAAGUCAACAAACAACUCUUUUUCUACCGUGCUAUAAUAUAAUCCGUAGAAUUAAACCCAUUGCAACAACCUAGCCUUUUGGCCUAACCCAACAGAUUUACCAACUUGAAGUCACAUGCCUUUGAACAGGUCUUGUUUAGUAAAAUUAACUUGAAUUGUUAGCGAGUCCUGUUGUAAUUAUUAUCAAAACACUAAAUUUAGAAUGUUGUUUCGUUUGCAAAAAAUAAGACAAAAAUGAAUGUACUUAAAGUCCGUUUAGUGGUAUCUGAUUACUGUAUAUGUCAUUUGAAGUGCUGGCUUGUCUUAGCCAUCGUACUAAUGUUUUAUUCAACGCGUAGUUGCCUGCGUAGUGCUGCCUGAAGUCAUAUUAGAAUCAGAACGGGUUUUCUGCAUGUCCCUCGGAAAGUAGUAUGUUCCUGUAUACAUUCAAAUUUGUAUCAUCAACGACAGUCAGUGAUUUAGGGCAAGGUCAAUGGUAAAAAUGUUUGGCAGUAUUAUUGAUUUGUAGAAAAUCUCCUGCAUUUUAUGAUUUAAAAUAUGCCUGUAAAUACUGUGAAUAGGAAACAUAUUGUUCUAAAAGUAGCUGAAUUUUGUGGUUCAUAUGAAAAGAGAGGAACUUGGAUCCGGAAAUAGUAAGUUUGGCCCAAAACAAUAGCGCAGUUUUCGCGUGUGCAAUCUUCAUGCAUUUUAGGUCUCAUGCGUACGAAUUUUUGAUAAAAAUCUUGUCAUGAAAGUAACCUUGACAAUGUAGGUUUAAGGCUGGUCAUAAUUCUCUCACUAAGUACUCUCAGUCAUUGAAUGAAGUAGACAUAAACUGAUCACUAGGCCCAUCACCGAUGACUUUAUGAGUUAUUUGUAUUAGUCUGUGUCAUACAAUUUAAGCUCUACCUUGCAGCAUUUCUUAAAACAGUUAUACCCUUGAAAUGUAGAACCAAAAUUAAUAGACAAUAAAAACCUGCAGCACCCUUUAAGUU